Messenger RNA from Cylindrotheca closterium, 2301 nucleotides. The record is from the annotation of a GenBank genome assembly. NCBI's taxonomy places the organism in Eukaryota, Bacillariophyta, Bacillariophyceae, Bacillariales, Bacillariaceae.
AUGGGAAAUUCAGCUUCUGCUUUACCGUAUUCGAUUGAAGCUCAAAUCGGGGCACCACAUGAUCACAAUGGUUGGGCAUUGCACACUGGAAAGUCUACAGAUGGACAAGAAACAGAGGUUACUAUCUUCGUUGGAAAGAAGCCUGAAAUGGCGAAAUCACCCAUCUCCCCACGAUUUCCUAAUCAGACACAAUUGGUUCCUGCACUUCACCACUUUCGACAAUGCAAAAAGCUCCGACACCCUCAUAUUUUGAAAGUCUAUGCCACUCUCGAUACGGACAAUCCAAGUGAGGAUGGUGCAGCUGGCUCGGCCGCUCCUUCAAAUAAAGCUCAGACUGGGGAUCUCAUGAUUGUUACAGAACCCUGUGUCAGCUUGGAUACAUGGUUGUUGACACAGCCUAGUCCUGAACAACUUGCCUGGGGUUUGGAAUGCUUGAUUCGGGGUAUGCACUUUAUGCAUGCAUCAGCAAACUUGUCCCAUGGAAACAUGUCUCCUUCAUCCUUCUAUGUCACAAAAUCGGGUGAUGUUAAGCUUUGGAACUUCAACUUGAUCAGUCAGAUUGGCCCGAAUUUGGGACCCGACAAUCAUUUUCGACAAUGGGAACAGGCAUGCACCCAAGAUGCUUAUCGAAGUCCAGAACGAGUAGAACGGAAAUAUGAUCAAAUCAGCAACCAUGGUGUACAUGCCAUGGAUUCCUAUGGUCUUGGAAUCUUGAUUGACCAUUGGUUUCAAGGUCGAAUCCCUCCCAAAUUGCAAAAGGCUGCUCAACGAUUGCAAACGCCCAACAUCAAAAUGCGACCUCGGUUACAACCUCUCUUGAAAUGUCCCAUCUUUGAUACACCUUACCAAAAGCUACAAUUGACGCUCGAAGACUUGGUCGUGCAACCUGUGGAACAGAAAAUUGCUCUAUGGCAGAAUUUCGGACGCUCUAUUGAAAAUGGACAAAUUCCAAGGGAUGUUUCGCUCUACAAGGUGCUACCUAUGAUACAGAGUGCGAUAUUGACAAUUUGCACCAACGAUGCAAUGUUGACUCAAGAUCUAUACCGAAGAGAAGUGCUGGCAAUGAUGCAACCUCUGUUUUUUGUUGUGGAGAAUUACUUGGAAGAAGGGAGAGUAUCAAAAGAAUUGGGCCCAUUGGUGGCACUAUUGUUCAAGGUGAAGGAUCGUGGAGUCCGUGGCGCCUUGCUGAGCAAAGUGGAAUUCAUGUCGCAACACUUGGAGAAGAAUUCUCUGAACGUACAUGUCUUUGAACCGCUGUGUACUGGAUUUAAUGACUCGAGCCCUGCACUGCGUGAACUUACGCUGAAGGCAACGCUUGGUCUCGUGCCUUCGCUGAAUGAACCCAACCUAGAGAAACUUACCCGUUACCUUGUACGGCUCCAAGGAGACUCGGAAACAUCGAUCCGUACCAAUGCUGUGAUUUUUGUGAGUAAGAUUGCUCCGAAAAUGAGUCAAGUAUCUAGAGAGAAGCAUUUGCUGCCGGCCUAUGUGCGAUCGAUGAAAGAUCCCUUUCCACCUGCCCGGUUGGCUGCCUUGCAAGCACUCGCACAAUCGAAACAAGUAUUUUCUCCACAGGAUAUUGCCACAAAAGUUUUGCCGUGCGUGAUGCCAAUUUUGUUGGAUCCAAUAACCGAUGUUCGCAAUGAAGCUUUCACAGUUGUCAAUAUGUACAUGGGUGUCUUGCAGGAAGAGUCUAUGAAAAUUGCUCAACGUCAAAGGCAGGAACUGGCGCAGCAGCAACAACAGCAAGGAUCAGCUCCCCCUCCCCCAAUGUCAGCGCCAGUGGCGCCUGCUCCAAAGAGUGGAGGUUACAUGUUGGGAGGACUUACCUCUUGGAUGUCCAGCACUACCACACCUGCCACUUCUGCACCUGCCAACACGUCCACGCCCCUCGUGCAAGCGCCUGCUUCCGCUCCAGUGAUGCCUGUACCAAUGGCAGCUGCACCCAUGGCAGCUCCUCAGCAACAAUUUGCAGCAGUGGCACUGACCGCGGAUGAUGAUGGUUGGGGUGAGGAGUCAGGAUGGGGUGAUGACGACGAUGAUGACAAUGUAGAUUUGGCAUUUUCGAACAUUGGAAGCACUUCGACUCCGGUUUCAAAGCCAAAGCCCCAGCAAUUCAGCACACCAGAACAAUUUGACGAUGAUCCAUUCGCCGCACUUGGAGCCAAACCCUCUGGCGCAACCAAGUUGAGCUUCAACAAACCCAAAAGCGGCGGAGCACUCAAACUCACCAAGGCAGCACAGCCUACCAAGCUAAGUUUGGACAAUGAUGAUAUGGCCGACGGCUGGGAUGACUUUUAG